Molecule: messenger RNA, 128 nt
Organism: Racocetra persica
Lineage: Eukaryota; Fungi; Glomeromycota; Glomeromycetes; Diversisporales; Gigasporaceae
Source: the annotation of a GenBank genome assembly
GUCGAUCCUCAUACGGGAAUGGUAAUGAAUUUAACUGAUUUGAAAAAAUGUAUGAGAGUCGCUAUAUUGGAUGAGUUGGAUCAUAAAAAUUUAGAUCUUGAUGUUUCUUAUUUCGCCAAUUGUCCAAG